AAGCAGAGAAAUUUCUUGGGAGGCCAACGCGAUUUCACGAUUACGAAUCUCUCAUAUUGGCCGAGCUGGUAAUCGAAGGGAAGUCGAAGGUGGAAGGAGAAAAAGGUGUGAUCAGAUUUGAGCAAUGGAUGCAAUAAGGAAACAAGCGAGCAGGCUGAGGGAACAAGUCGCGAGACAGCAGCAGGCUGUGUUCAAGCAAUUUGGAGGAGGAGGACAUGGCUCUGGUUUAUCCGAUGAUGCAGAACUCCAUCAGCAUCAGAAACUGGAGAAGCUUUACAUAUCCACCCGUGCUGCCAAGCAUUACCAAAGAGAUAUUGUUCGUGGGGUGGAAGGUUAUAUAGUCACGGGAUCCAAACAAGUUGAAAUAGGGACGAAACUGUCUGAGGAUAGCAGGAAAUAUGGUUCUGAUAACACGUGUACAAAUGGUAACGUCUUGACUAAGGCUGCACUGAGCUUUGGCCGUGCUCGGGCACAGAUGGAGAAAGAGCGUGGAAAUAUGUUGAAGGCUCUUGGUACUCAGGUUGCUGAGCCAUUACGGGCAAUGGUCAUGGGAGCUCCAUUGGAGGAUGCUAGACAUCUUGCUCAACGUUAUGACAGAAUACGCCAAGAAGCAGAAGCUCAGGCUACAGAAGUUGCCAGACGCCAGGCGAAGGCGAGGGAGUCUCAAGGCCAUCCUGACAUCUUGACGAAACUGGAAUCUGCUGAAGCUAAACUUCAAGACCUAAAAUCAAAUAUGACAACAUUGGGGAAGGAAGCCGCUUCUGCUUUAUCUUCCGUUGAGGAUCAACAACAAAAGUUGACUCUUGAACGACUUAUUUCAAUGGUUGAAUCUGAACGUGCCUACCAUCAAAGAGUCCUCCAAAUACUUGAUCAGCUCGAAGGAGAGAUGGUAUCUGAGAGGCAACGUAUUGAAGCCCCCACUACUCCCUCCGCAAAUGCAGACAAUAUGCCACCACCUCCAUCGUAUGAUGAAGCGAAUGGAGUGUUUGCAUCUCACAUGCAUGAUACGUCAACAGAUAGCAUGGGUUACUUCUUGGGAGAGGUUUUGUUCCCGUAUCACGGUGUGACAGAUGUCGAGCUGAGCUUAACAGCUGGUGAAUACGUUGUUGUUAGAAAGGUUACUGGCAACGGAUGGGCGGAAGGUGAAUGCAAAGGCAAAGCCGGUUGGUUCCCUUAUGAGUACAUCGAAAAAAGGGAACGAGUUCUUGCUAGCAAAAUCUCUGAAGUCUUUUGAGAAAACUGAAGGUAACAUUGUGGUUUGCUUUGCUGGGGAAUUGAGUUGUUAUUGUAGAAGAGUUGUGUGUGUUCUGUAGAAAGAAAAAGAAAGAGAGAUAAGGUUCACCGGGCGAUACAGAAGUCCAUGUUCAUGAGUAUAAAGAGCUGAUGCAGAUUUCUGAAUCUGAUAGUGAUGCCACUUGAACAAGAGUUCAAUUUUUAUGUAUUAUCUUAAUAUUGGAUUUGGAUCCUCUUUUUGGCAUUUGAUGUUAAUCCCUAAUCUUUAUCUAUAUUCAUAUGUGAAUACACUUCUUUUUUGGAUUUUGUCUUGUUACUUUUUUUCCAAUUACUUUCACAUUGUGAUUCUUUUUCAAAUAUUGGUGUUGCA
Messenger RNA from Eruca vesicaria subsp. sativa (arugula), 1603 nucleotides. Lineage: Eukaryota; Viridiplantae; Streptophyta; Magnoliopsida; Brassicales; Brassicaceae. The record is from the annotation of a GenBank genome assembly.